This is a messenger RNA of Carassius auratus (goldfish), 625 nucleotides long. Its product is annotated as 60S ribosomal protein L22-like 1. The record is from RefSeq and is a predicted model, not a curated record. Gene Ontology annotation, molecular function: structural constituent of ribosome; RNA binding. Gene Ontology annotation, biological process: cytoplasmic translation. Gene Ontology annotation, cellular component: ribosome. The transcript is spliced from 4 exons. Lineage: Eukaryota; Metazoa; Chordata; Actinopteri; Cypriniformes; Cyprinidae. Bases 60 to 506 code for a protein of 148 amino acids.
AUCGAACGCCGCCGAACUGAAAAGUCCUCACGAAUCCUUCCCUACUGGCAGCCAAUCAAAUGCGAGAAACCUUCGUGAACUCUUACGCGGACCUACGCCACUUCCUCUUUCACGCCAACCUCACCAAGAUGGCACCGAAAAGGCAGACUGUUGUGAAAAAGAAUAAAAAGGGUGUUUCCUGGAAGUUCACCCUUGAUUGUACUCACCCUGUCGAGGAUGGGAUCCUUGACUCUGCCAACUUUGAAACCUUUCUGAAAGAGAAGGUGAAGGUUAAUGGCAAAACGGGCAACAUGGGAAAUGUAGUGCAAAUUGUGCGUCAGAAGAACAAAAUCAGCGUCGCAUCAGAGAAGCAGUUCUCUAAAAGGUAUCUUAAGUACCUCACAAAGAAGUACCUGAAGAAGAACAACCUGCGAGACUGGCUGAGGGUGGUGGCGUCGGAUAAGGAAAGCUACGAGCUGCGCUACUUCCAGAUCAGUCAAGAUGAUGAAUCUGAUGCUGAUGAAUGAAAGCUCUGUCUUGAAAAAUGUUUGAGUGUAUCAAGGUCCUGUAUUAGCUGUCACAUCUUCAAAUGCAGGGCUGCUUGUUUCGAUAUCUGCUUGUAAAUAAAAUGAUACACAGAAAUUGA